This is a messenger RNA of Stegodyphus dumicola, 867 nucleotides long. Its product is annotated as prefoldin subunit 3-like. Gene Ontology annotation, molecular function: tubulin binding. Lineage: Eukaryota; Metazoa; Arthropoda; Arachnida; Araneae; Eresidae. The record is from RefSeq and is a predicted model, not a curated record. Gene Ontology annotation, biological process: tubulin complex assembly; microtubule-based process; protein folding. Gene Ontology annotation, cellular component: prefoldin complex; cytoplasm.
CAUGCGUUUUCUACGGUAAAUAAAAAGAGAAACCGUCAAGUAUCUUAUUAAAUUUUUAAAAAAGUGUGAAUUAAUUUCAGGUUCUUGAAAAGAAUUGCAACGUCUUAAGUCCGUUUUGAUAGGAAAAGAUAGUCUUACUAAAAUGUCUUCAGAGAAAGAAGCUAAUAAAAGCAGCGAACCCAAAAACAGUUUAGGAAUCCCGGCUGCUUUUUUUGUUGAAGAUGUGGAAAGUUUCAUGAGGCAGGAAGAAAAUCAAGAAAAUGCUGAAUUAGUAUUAAGGAAGCUGGAUGAACAGCAUAGCAAAUAUAAAUUCAUGGAGAUGAAUCUUUUCAGAAAAAAGAGAACUUUAAAGAGGCAGAUCCCUGAUAUUAAAACAUCUUUGGAUAUGCUAAAGUUAUUAAAGGUAAAACAAGAUGCAGAAGAGACAAUUGAUUCACAGUUUAUGGUAUGUGAUGAUUUGUAUUUAAAAGCUAAAGUUCCUCCUACAAAUAAAGUUGGAUUAUGGCUUGGAGCUAAUGUCAUGCUAGAAUAUACUCUGCAAGAUGCUGAGGCUCUUUUAUCAAAAAAUCUUCAGACUGCAUCCAAAAAUUUAACUCAAUUAGAUGAUGACUUGGAUUUUUUACGUGAUCAGUUAACUACUACAGAAGUCAAUAUGGCAAGAGUAUAUAAUUGGGAUGUGAAACGUAGAGCUGCUGAGAAAGAAAAAAGUGCACCUGUACUAUAGGAAAUCUUGUCUAAUAAAUUAUUGAAGAUACUAAUGAUGUGUGUGUUUUAUUAAAAAGGCACAAUGUUUACUUUUAAGAUGUAAAGAUUACUUAAAAUUUUUGUGAAUUUUAUUUCACUGAAAUAAAAAAGUGUGAGUAAUGA